AUGACUGUUCUAGAAUAUAUGAAUCAAUUCGAUAAGCUGACUGUAAGAUGUGGUGUUUAUGAGACUGAUAGUCAACAGACCUCUCGAUUUUGUCUAGGACUAAAGCCUGAACUGAGGAGAAAUCUAUUCCCAUAUCACAUGAAGUCCCUUGAACAUGCCUAUAGUUUAGCUUAUAACUUUGAGCAAAGGACUAAAGAGCCCAUGGGAAAAUGGUUUGAUACCUCUUCCAAUGAGUCAUACUCUUACCAGAUUCAGAGUUAUGAAAAGUCCCUACCGGCGCAAUUAGGUCAAGUCGCUUCCCGAGGGAGCAAUCCCACAGUCCAAAAGCCUAUGGACAAAGGGAAAGCACCUAUGACUGGAUCCUCUCACCAGAGUUCUGGCAGUGCAGUGUGCUUCAGGUGCCAUAAACAAAGACAUUUUCCCAAACAAUGUCCCACUUGGAACUUGGCACUUGAUAAGGAAUAUGGUGAGAAAAAGAAGAAGGAAAAGAAAGAAACUAGUGGAGAAACCUUGAAUAUCAUAAGUGAAAAGCUGUUUGAGCAGGAAAGUCAAGAUACAUAG
Messenger RNA from Malania oleifera, 561 nucleotides. RefSeq lists its product as uncharacterized. The transcript has a single exon. The coding region runs from base 1 to 561 and encodes 186 amino acids. Gene Ontology annotation, molecular function: zinc ion binding; nucleic acid binding. The record is from RefSeq and is a predicted model, not a curated record. NCBI's taxonomy places the organism in Eukaryota, Viridiplantae, Streptophyta, Magnoliopsida, Santalales, Ximeniaceae.